Micropterus salmoides (largemouth bass) is the source of this 3716-nucleotide messenger RNA. RefSeq names its product wingless-type MMTV integration site family, member 3A (gene wnt3a). Gene Ontology annotation, biological process: neuron differentiation; multicellular organism development; cell fate commitment. Gene Ontology annotation, molecular function: cytokine activity; frizzled binding. Gene Ontology annotation, cellular component: extracellular region. NCBI's taxonomy places the organism in Eukaryota, Metazoa, Chordata, Actinopteri, Centrarchiformes, Centrarchidae. The record is from RefSeq and is a predicted model, not a curated record. The transcript has 4 exons. Bases 288 to 1397 code for a protein of 369 amino acids.
CAUCUUAAAAUUAGCUCGUUCUUGAGCUCGUCUGAGUUCAAACUGCCUGACUAGGCAAUAGAGGGAACAUAUCAGCAGAAUUCCCCCUUUGGCAAUACCUGCUGAUUGGGUCCUAAAAAAAGCAAGCUGCUUUUAACUUUUAAUAUUUGGCUCCAGAGUGCUGUCACGGGUAGUCGCGAAAGAUAGAAUCUCCCUACUUAUUUUAGAAGCAUAGAAAUAAUAAUCGAUCAGUGCAGAAUCUUUUUUCAUUGUUUUAUUUUUUCUUCACUUCAAAUCUCAGUGCGCGCAUGAGCGCGCAUGUAGGCUUUCCACUGGAGAAGUUUUGCGAAACUUUAAGGAUGAUAUACCUUGGAUGUUUCCUGUUGCUCUGUGUGCUUACGCAUGUCAUGGCAAGUUAUCCCAUCUGGUGGUCACUAGCAGUGGGUCACCAGUACUCGUCACUGGGCACUCAGCCUAUCCUCUGUGGCAGUAUCCCAGGUCUGGUGCCCAAGCAGCUGCGUUUCUGCCGGAACUACGUGGAAAUCAUGCCCAGUGUGGCUGAGGGGGUGAAGAUUGGCAUCCAGGAGUGCCAGCACCAGUUCAGAGGCCGACGCUGGAACUGCACCACGGUCAAUGACAAUCUUGCCAUUUUUGGGCCAGUGUUAGAUAAAGCCACUCGAGAGUCAGCAUUUGUUCAUGCUAUUGCCUCGGCGGGAGUAGCAUUUGCAGUGACCCGUGCCUGCGCUGAGGGCUCAGCCACCAUCUGCGGAUGUGACACACGCCACAAGGGCCCCCCUGGUGAGGGAUGGAAGUGGGGUGGUUGCAGCGAGGACGUGGAGUUUGGGAGCAUGGUGUCCCGGGAGUUUGCUGACGCGAGAGAGAAUCGCCCUGAUGCACGCUCAGCCAUGAACCGCCAUAACAAUGAGGCAGGAAGAAUGUCCCUCAAUGAAAACAUGUUCCUGAAGUGUAAGUGCCAUGGGCUCUCGGGCAGCUGCGAGGUCAAGACAUGCUGGUGGUCUCAGCCUGACUUUCGAGUUAUUGGUGACUACAUGAAGGAUAAGUAUGACAGCGCAUCAGAGAUGGUGGUGGAGAAACAUAAGGAGUCCCGUGGAUGGGUGGAGACCCUGAGACCCAAGUACAACUACUUCAAACCCCCCACAGAGCGAGACCUGGUUUAUUAUGAAAGCUCACCCAAUUUCUGUGACCCCAAUCCUGAGACUGGCUCCUUUGGCACCCGUGAUCGCAUCUGCAACCUGACGUCUCAUGGCAUAGACGGAUGCGACCUCCUCUGCUGCGGCAGAGGUCACAACACCAGGACUGAGAAGAGAAAGGAGAAGUGUCACUGUAUUUUCCACUGGUGCUGCUACGUCAGCUGUCAGGAGUGUGUGAGAGUCUACGAUGUGCACACUUGCAAAUAAGACAAUCUGGAUCUUGUCUUUUCCCACCAAAAUUCAAAGACGUCAGUAGGCAGAAGAACAAAUACAGCAACUUAUCUUUAAGACAUGAGAGACUGAGCAGCUGUCUGAGCUGUCCAUGGACUCUAAUGGCAGACACGAAAGCCUUGUGUUUGAUGCUGUGAUGCUGAAAAGAGCCAGUCUCCGCCUUAAUCAUCUGAAACAGUUGAGUAGAUUUUAGCAUCACAAAGCAUCAUCCGUAUGAACCGUGAUGAUGGUGAUAAUGACAACAAUGUUGAUAUCUCUAGCGAUGACGAAAGAGUUUUCAUGUAUUGACGUAGGAAAGGAGAACUGUCGGCUAAUUGACAAACAUCAUAUUGGUGAUAUGUGUUUCCAAGUAGUUACCUUUUUUGAGAAUAGUACAGCACUGCCAAUGCUCUAUGGGACAAAAAAUGAAAAUGUUUAUUUCUUCAAUGUUUAAUCACCACUUGUUUUUGCCACAAAAGGUGGCAACAUUUAUGAGUAAUUUACAUGAUCAGACACUCAAUGGCUUGCAUUCUCCCCCUCAACAAGUAUGUGUGUGUAUGUCUGAAAACUAACAUUAUGAUGUGAAUGAGUUUUUUUUUUUUUUUGUAGUGUUAAUAUAUUACUGAUGUUUGGGUAAGCAUGCACUUGCACCUGAGUGAAUGUAGUUAAUUAUGCUGCAGUGUGUUUACAUAUUCUCUACAUUCUUAAGCUAGCGAGUUAAUAUCUGCUUUAAAUUACUAAUUUUAUCUUCAGAGUAGAUAUGACCCACACCAACUGGACAUCAUGCAAAACAAGAGUAUACACAGUCUGUGCAUUUCCUUAAACACCUGAAAACUCUGGAAGCUUUUUCUUAAGAGUAACAAUGCUUUGAACAACAUCGAGAGUUAUGACCAAAGACAAGAAAAGAAACCCCCAUGUAAGUCUGAUGUGGUCAGAGAGCUGUAAAUAAAUAUGAAAGGUCAGCACUUGUGUCCCAUUGAGAAAUAUGAAGCAUGUUCUCCUUGUUUUUAUCAGUAUUAGCAAUGUCUCGUGUGGCAGGGUGUGGGAAUAACUGUUAUUUAUAAAUGGGAUAGUCCCACUAUAUUUUGUUUCAUUUACAUGCAUAUAAUAUUGUUUUAUUUUGAUAUUUGAUUACAUAGAGGUAAAUUCUGUACUCCCUGGUAAAAUAAAACACAAAUGGCAAACAAACCGCAAACAAAGCUCUGUAUAAUGCAGUACAAUUAGUUGUUGUAAAAUGAUGACCAAAACCUGUGCAUGUGAUGAUUCUCAGCUGUGGCUUCUUGUACCCCAAAUUUAACAACAAGCAGCAUCACUGAAAAUAUCAAUUCUUCCCUUAUUUUAAUGCUGCUAAGUAAAGAUAAUAUGUGAGUGUGUUUGUGUGUGCGUUUAGGUCCUUACAUAAAGUAUGUCUCUGUCUAUUUGUGUUAUAUGUAUAUUCUUACAUGUAUUGAUUCUUUCUGUGAAAGAAAUCUAUUAUAUGUAGUUUGGAAAAAAUGUGAAGUUUUGACUAAUUCUUGCAUACAGUAAUUCCCAUUUUAACCAAAUAGACCAAAAUAGAGUUUAUGUUAUUUUAGUUGCCUAUGGUUUCGUAGUCAAAAUGAUGUCAUGCUGCUCUCCUUCAAUUUCAGAAGAAAUACAAAACAGUAUUUAUUUAUUUGGAAAGUGAAAAACUACUGAAAGCUGAGACAUGAUGUCUAGACAAGUAACAUAAUGUUUAUGAAAAUAUGUGCGUGCCGUUUCACUGAUAGCCUCGACUAUGGAGAGAUGUGUAAGGUCACUGAUGAAUGAAUGUUUACAGCCAAUGUAAUGCUAUGUCUCAGGCAUGUAUUGUUCUCAGACUUUAAUCAAAAUUGCCCUCCCAUGAUUAUUUUUUUUCCUGACUGAAAAUAUUAACGAGCAGCCAUAACCAGUUUCACAUUUUAAGUCAUCUUAAUUAACUACACAGCAACCAUUAUUGGUACAGAUCUCCAAUCUUGCGUUUAUUACUGUACACUUCAUAUGUGACUGAUUGCUUGUGUGGAAAAUUUGAUUAUGUUCUAAUUUUUCUUUAAAUCCAAAGUUUUGUACAAACUAGGUUUUUGCGUUUUUAUGGACUUCUAAAAUUGGAUGUUUUUUAUAAUUAUUUAUUUCAUUCUAUGUACAUAUUAGUAAGUAAAAGUAUAUAUUUGCAGAAAUACAUUUUUUAAAAACAGUGUUGUAACACUGUAGCCUUUUUACCUCAUCUCUGUUUUUUCACUGACUGCACACAGGUAUCGUUCGUCCUACUGCCUGUAGUAGAUUUCUAAAGUUAACUCUGUAACACCAAAAUAAAGCAAC